Humulus lupulus (European hop) is the source of this 910-nucleotide messenger RNA. RefSeq names its product co-chaperone protein p23-2. Gene Ontology annotation, molecular function: Hsp90 protein binding; protein-folding chaperone binding. Gene Ontology annotation, cellular component: cytosol; nucleus. Lineage: Eukaryota; Viridiplantae; Streptophyta; Magnoliopsida; Rosales; Cannabaceae. Bases 177 to 641 code for a protein of 154 amino acids. The transcript is spliced from 6 exons. Gene Ontology annotation, biological process: chaperone-mediated protein complex assembly; protein folding. The record is from RefSeq and is a predicted model, not a curated record.
UUUAGUCACUUUUAGUUUGAAGUAGUUUCAGCUUGAACCCUUGACUUGAUUCGAGAGUUGAAACCCUCCGUGGCUGACUGGAACUGGAACUGGAACUGGACCUGUCAAACACUCCACUCUCAUCUCCCUCAUCAACGCUAGGCUCUCUCUUUUUCGCAUUUUACCCAUAGCCGAAGAUGAGUCGGCAUCCGGAGGUUCUGUGGGCUCAGCGAUCCGAUAAGGUAUACCUGACGGUGGCUCUUCCUGACGCCAAAGACAUCAAUGUAAAGUGCGAGCCUCAGGGUUUGUUUUCUUUCUCAGCUUUGGGAGCUCAAGGAGAACGCUUUCACUUCAGUUUAGCACUUUAUGGACCCAUACUCCCUGAGGGUUGUAAGACAAAACCUGGAUUAAGGAACAUAAUAUGCUCAAUCCAGAAAGAACAGAAAGGUUGGUGGAAACGAUUAUUGAAAACAGAAGAAAAACCUGCACCUUACCUGAAAGUUGAUUGGAACAAGUGGUGUGAUGAGGAUGAGGAAGAGUCAAGAUCUGACUCUGCUUCGGAGGAUGGCGAUCAUGCUGCGUAUGUCGGUGAAGACGACGAAAGUAGUGAUGAUGAAGGAAUGCUUUAUCUCCCUGACCUGGAAAAGGCACGAGGAAACUAGCUAUGGGGAGUACUAACAAGUAACAUGCACCUGGCGAUGCAGUUAAACAACUCCCUUAUCAGAUAAUUGAUAGGUAUAUAUACUAGGGAACUGUUGAGUUUGAUGAAUUAUAACAUAUAUAUAACUGAGACUGUACAUAAUCUGACAGUGCUUCCUUUAUGCUCUAACUCUAACCUAUGAAUCGUUUGGUCUCUAAACUUGAGAUGAUUUUUGCUGCUGUAGUCAUACUACCACGGGUAUUAUCCUUAAAUUUUAGAUUUUGAUCACUA